GAAAACAGAAUCAACACGUCAGUAGUUGUCAGCGCAGAGGAAAUAAUAUCUGUGUUUUUUGGUCUCUGCAAAGACAACUGAUCGGUCAUGAGAAAACGAUGAUGAUAAUGACAGGUAACAAGCUGCCAUGACAGAUGUGGACUUGGCGACGAAGGAGAGAUGGGUGAUAUGGGAGCGGGGGACAUGUAAGAGGAAGGAUUAAAUUCACAAGGCUGAUGUCUGAAGGAAAUUAAAGGGAAAAAGGAUGGGGACUUUCGUGACCCUGGCAGAAGUGCUAGAGGCCAGGGGUUCACCACUAGAUGAGGACGAGGUCUGGUGUCUACUGCUUGUCACCACCGAGGCCUUAAUGGAUGUUUCCAAGAAAGGGUCUGGCAACAUAUGUGGUGUGCUCAGCCCUGGCUCGGUGCUACUGUCCGCUAAUGGGCGUAUGGCCUUUAAAAGCUGUGGGCGAAAUGAUGAUGUGGCCUCCUUUGUGGCCCCUGAAGUCAUUCAGGGUCACACCAGAACCUCAACGGAAAAGUCCCUUGUGUACUCACUAGGUAUGACUUUUUACUGGUGUGUGGAUUAUCAGCUACCUCAAAACCAGCCUGUGCAACUAAGUGGAGAGUUGGAGGGUUUACUCUUUAGCAUGUGCGAGGACACAUUGGUGAGACGGAAUGAUCUGUUGACGGUGCUAGAGACCUGCGAGCUCCACCACAAGACCUAUAUGCUUCCUCCAGCCGAGCGGCUUGUCAAGCAACUGGUAGAAGACAUCUACAGAAACUCGGUCAAUCCUGUGCUGACGACAGAAAAUGGAACCCUGCUGAGGGACCGCAGUCAGCUCAUCAGAGACAAGUUACACAGGCGGUCUUUUUGUAAUGCUACAUGGGUGACAAAAAAGAAGAUCUCUCGAACAUUCUCAGGAGCAUCCUAUACACCUGAGUCCACAGGGAUUCCCUCGGGAUGUCAACGCACAGAGAGUAAUGGGAGCUGGCAGGCGUUCAAUCGCAAUGUCUGUAGCCCUUACCUGGAUGGAGGCCGACGCGCUAACUCUAGAUUUCUAACACAGUUUGCGUCAACAAUGAGUCUAAAUGAGAAGAAAAUGAAGGACAUGGGUCCAGAAUUUAUUAGAAUGUCAGAUGAGCCAGUAGUUGUCCUGGAGCUGCCUGGAUCCAUUUUGUCAAAAAAAGGGAAAUCUCCUAACACACAAAGAGAGCUGACAGUGGUGAUGCCAAACGGUCAGAACAUAGCCAUCAAGUGUGAGGUGAAAUCCAGAGGUGGAGACGUGUUUGAUAUGAUUGUCGCUCAUGCCAACCUUGUGGAACACUUUUACUUUGGCCUUGCUUAUAUUGAUGAUAAUGAGUUUUUCUUUGUGGACAACGAUACCAAGAUCUCCAAAGUUGCUCCAGAUAGCUGGAAGAAAGUGCCUUCGACAACGUUUAUCCUUUUCUUCAGGGUCAAAUUCUUUGUCAAUGACAUUUCUACUAUUUUGCACAAACAGACCCACCACCAGUACUACCUCCAACUCAGAAAAGACCUCUUGGACGACAGAUUGUCAUGCCACGAGGAGACAGCUCUGUACCUCGGAGCUCUAGCCUUGCAGACAGAGUAUGGUGACUGCAUGCCUGAGGUGUAUGGUAGAAACUACUGUCGCCCUGAUCAAUAUGUCCCCAAAAGUGUUAUCGAGAAACGUGCCUUGCCUUAUAUUCUUGGAGAAUUGCAACGACUCCAUUCUAACAAUGCCCAAAUGCUCACAGAGGAAUCCGAACUUGAGUUCCUCAAGGUGUGUCUACAAUUGCCUGAAUACGGUGUUUUGUUCCACCGUGUGACGCGUGAAAAAAAGCCUGUAGAAGGAGAGAUUAUCCUUGGAGUUUGUGCCAAAGGCGUUAUUGUCUACGAAGUGAAAGAUGGCUCCCGAAGCACCAGCCAGGUUUUUUAUUGGAGGGAGACAGCCACUAUUUCCUCGAAUAGGCAUAAGUUCACAAUAGAGUGCCGAGCCAGUAAGAAGAAACACACCUUUAUUACGGAGACGUCAAAAAUAGCCAAAUACCUGUGUAACCUCUGCUCAUCCCAGCACAAGUUCAACAAUGAAAUGAAUUCUCGCCAGCUCAGUCACAGCAUGGUCUCAGAUGAUAGUAUUCCUCAAUAUACAACAGCUUGCCGGACUCAAAACAGCCGGUUCAAGUCCGUGUUGGGUUCUGAAACACCGCAAGAUGACAGUGGCCUGACCACUCCUCGACGCGAGUCCCUGACAAGACUUUGUGAGGAUGUUGCUGCUAGGAUCGAGGCCCGCUUUAAACAGCAACGCCAGAGCCUUUAUGAACAAAGCACAUGUUCCAGUAGUCAAUGUGGCAGCACUGGCAUGCGUUCUCCAGCCUGUUCUCAAAGAAGUGGAUCUGAAGCUCCUCUCGGCUCACCGGCAACCAGAGAAAGUCACAAUAAACAAGGCUCUUCAUCAGAGAGAGAGGUCAUUUGUGUUUCCCUCAAGAAAGACCCUAAGCUUGGCCUUGGCAUCAUGAUUGUGGGAGAGGACACAGUCGGACGUUAUGAACUGGGCAUUUUUAUUGCCUCAGUAGUGCCCGGGGGUCCUGCGGAUAAGGAUGGACGAAUCCGACCAGGUGGUCGCCUGAUCUCUCUGAACCACAUCAGCUUGGAAGGCGCCACCUUCAGCGAGGCAGCAGAGGUCAUGCAGAGCAGCCCAGAGGAGGUGCAGCUCAUUAUCUCACAGCCAAAAGCUCCCCAGACUCCAAACACUCUGCGACCUUCUGCAUUGAGAAAUUAUGAGUCACAAAGCACGUUGAUGGCUUGCGGGCAGUUAAGCGACAGCCUGGAUGAGAUCGUCUCUGUCAUGAUGGAGCCAAAGAUCAGCAACAGACUACACCCUCCUCAAGAAGUCCGCAUUCUAAAUGCACAGGAUGGCUGCUCACUUUCUUCCUAUGUAAACUGUGUGAGGUCAGAAGAGAACACAGUGAAGCUAAAGAAAGUAGCUGGGAGUCUGGGCAUCAGCAUCACUGGCGGGGUCAACACGAAUGUUCCCAAUGGUGGAAUCUACAUCAAAAGCCUUGUACCAGGAGGGUCUGCUGAGAGGGAUGGGCGCAUACAUGCAGGUGAUAGAAUAUUAGAGGUUGAUGGAAUCAGUUUUCAAGGUGUCAGCUAUGAGCAAGCUGUGGAGUGUCUGGGCAAAACUGGGGAGAUGGUGACUUUAACUGUGGAGAGUGCACCAAUGAGCUUUCCUAGGGUUUCUCUUAGCACCUACACCGACACUAGUGAACCCAUUCAUGAUAUUGAUGUCGCUACCAGGCACCUCAGGAUCAACAGCGUCUCAUCCGUGAGCGCCGCUUCCCACAUAAUCUGUGACCGACCCAGGGAUUACAAUUUUGUUACCGAAGAAAAUACACAGGAAGUCACUCUGACUAAGAACGCAAAUGGUCUGGGCUUUAGUUUCGUUAUGUGUGAGUUGGACCCACCCAUUCCUGACUUCGGAAGCCUGAUCCGGAUAAAGGAGCUUUUCCCCGGCCAGCCGGCCCAAUUGAGUGGUAGGAUCAAUGAGGGAGAUGUCCUUUUGGCUAUCAAUGGCCUGUCACUCAAGGAGCUGUCUUAUCCAAAAGUACUAAAGCUGUUCAAGACGUCACCCCAUGAAGUCCGAUUGACGCUCUGUAGGCCUUCACCUGGAGUCCUUCCGUCUAUCCAUGAGCUUACAGGAACAUGAAUCAGUCAUGUAUCACACAAUAGCAAGCAAGACCAUUUGGCAGUGCUUUGCCAUCUAUGACAGAAAUAUGUAAUUGAUAUAUGAAGAAACCUCUGCUCAUUGAGAACAGCUUGCUAAAGAAACUGAAGAACCAACUGCAGGUGAAACAUGGGUUGCUUGUUUAUGAAUGGGGGAAAAAAAUAAAAGUUAAGGAAACUGGAAUAAUCACUAAAAGAAGGCCCAUUUUUUCAGGAGUGCUGUCAGCAUUGCUGCAGAGAUUGAAGAGGUGGGGGCGGGGCAGCCCGUUAGUGCUCAGACCAUACGCCGUACUCUAUAUCAAAUUGGUGCGCAUGGCAUUCACCCCAGGAGGAAGCCUCUUCUGAAGACUAGACAAGAACGCCCGCCCAUCUCAUCAGACCAUAGGACCAGUAGUCCAUGUGCUUUGUUGACAUGUCUUCAGCAAACUGUUUGCUGUGUACAUAUAAUGCCAGUUAAAAGAUUAAAGCUUUAACUAUACAGAGAAA
Molecule: messenger RNA, 4191 nt
Organism: Corythoichthys intestinalis (scribbled pipefish)
Lineage: Eukaryota; Metazoa; Chordata; Actinopteri; Syngnathiformes; Syngnathidae
Gene: frmpd2
Product: FERM and PDZ domain containing 2
Exons: 31
Coding region: 245-3688 (1147 amino acids)
Cellular component (GO): cytoskeleton
Molecular function (GO): protein binding
Source: RefSeq, a predicted model, not a curated record